Cyanistes caeruleus (blue tit) is the source of this 9531-nucleotide messenger RNA. NCBI's taxonomy places the organism in Eukaryota, Metazoa, Chordata, Aves, Passeriformes, Paridae. The record is from RefSeq and is a predicted model, not a curated record.
AUGUCGCAGGUCUGUCGUGGACUGUGGUUUAGGACAGCACAUCUGAGGAGCCCCAUGAUGGUCACACUGUCACAGCACUGCCAUGACUUACCAGAUAUUGCUGUGGUCAUGCCUGCCACAUCUCAGCUGUGCUCCUGUGAAGCACAAAGGGCUUCAGCUAAAGAAGCGAAAGACACAUCACUGCAAGCUGCUCAGAAAUUGAACCUGUCUUCCAAAAAGAAGAAGCACAGGCCUUCUGCAUCAUCUGUUCCUGAAUCUCCUCUCUUCUCUACCUGCUUCAGCAGUAUCCUUCAGACUUCCCCACCGCCUGCACCACCUUGUUUGUUGAGGGCAGUCAGCAAAGUGAAAGACACUCCUGGUUUGGGCAAGGUCAAAGUCAUGGUGCGCAUUUCUUCCACGCUUGCCAGAGACACGUCUGAGUCCAGCUCUUUCUUAAAAGUUGACCCCCGUAAGAAGCAAAUCACACUGUACGACCCAUUGGCCUGUGGAGGUCAGAAUGCUUUCCAGAAAAGGGGCAGCCAGGUUCCACCCAAGAUGUUUGCAUUUGACGCAGUUUUCCCUCAAGAUGCAUCACAGGCUGAAGUAUGUGCUGGGACUGUGGCUGAGGUGAUCCAGUCUGUGGUCAAUGGGGCAGAUGGCUGCGUGUUCUGCUUUGGUCAUGCCAAGCUUGGGAAGUCAUACACCAUGAUUGGGAAAGAUGAUUCCAUGCAAAACCUUGGAAUAAUUCCUUGUGCCAUCUCGUGGCUAUUCAAGUUGAUUAAUGAACGCAAAGAGAAGACAGGAGCGCGCUUCUCGGUCCGGAUUUCUGCGGUGGAAGUGUGGGGGAAGGAGGAAAAUCUGAGAGACCUGUUGUCAGAAGUGGCAACAGGCAGCCUGCAAGAUGGCCAGUCCCCAGGUGUCUACCUUUGUGAAGACCCCAUUUGUGGCAUGCAGCUUCAGAAUCAGAGCGAGCUCCGUGCCCCUACGGCAGAGAAGGCCGCCUUCUUCCUGGACGCCGCCAUCGCCUCCCGCCGCAGCAGCCAGCGGGACUGCGCUGAGGAGGAUCACCGCAACUCCCACAUGCUCUUCACGCUGCACAUCUACCAGUACCGCAUGGAGAAGAGCGGCAAAGGCGGAAUGUCUGGAGGUCGCAGCCGCUUGCACCUUAUUGACCUGGGCAGCUGCGUGAAAGUGCUCAGCAAAAACCGCGAGGGAAGCUCUGGCCUCUGUCUCUCUUUGCCUGCGCUGGGCAAUGUCAUCCUCGCCCUUGUCAAUGGGAGCAAACACAUCCCGUACAAAGACAGCAAGCUGACCAUGUUGCUCCGAGAGUCCUUGGGGAAUAUGAACUGCCGCACCACGAUGAUAGCUCACAUUUCAGCCGCUGCAGGGAACUAUGCUGAGACGCUCUCCACCAUCCAGAUUGCCUCAAGGGUCCUCAGGAUGAAGAAAAAGAAAACUAAGUACACAUCAAGUUCUUCUGGAGGAGAGAGCUCUUGUGAGGAGGGCCGGAUGCGGAGACCAACCCAGCUGAGGCCUUUCCAUUCUAGAAACACUGUGGACCCAGACUUCCCUAUUUUGCAUUUAUCCAGUGAUCCUGAUUAUUCAUCCAGCAGUGAGCAGUCAUGUGACACGGUGAUUUAUGUUGGCCCCAAUGGCACUGCCCUUUCUGACAAGGAACUGACAGAUAAUGAGGGUCCCCCUGACUUUGUUCCCAUAGUUCCUGCUUUGCAAAAGACCAAAAAUGAGGGCAGAUUGGAGGAAAUUAGUGAAUCAGGGCCCAGCACGUCUGAAAGAGACUGCCUGAAGUGCAACACCUUUGCAGAGCUCCAGGAGAGACUGGACUGCAUCGAUGGCAGUGAAGAGACCGACAAAUUUCCCUUUGAAGAGAUGCCUGCUCAGUUUAGUUCAGACCAGACGCCUAAGUGCGCUGUCUCAAGCCAGCUGGCAGAGCUUAGCCACUUACCAGAGUCAGAUAAGGAAGAUACAAUGACAGAAUGUCAGAAUCCUGAUAGAGAAGCCAAGGAAAAUACAAACACAACCCCCAGCAAAACUAGGAGAAAUCACUCCCCUGUUCCUUCUGGAGCUCUUACCAAUCUUUCAACUCCUUCUUCUCCCAGGAGUGUAACAGGCAGCUCUAGUAAAGACCUUAACUCUUGUCAGUUAGCACACAGCACCAGCUUGCAGAGCAGCAGAGAAGGGCUCAACACCUGUGGAUUUGUGGAAGGCAAACCUCGGCCAAUGGGUUCACCCCGGCUUGGCAUUGCAAGCCUCUCAAAGACAUCUGAGUAUAAGCCACCGACUUCUCCUUCCCAGAGGUGCAAGGUCUAUACACAGAAAGGAGUCCUGCCCAGCUCUACUCCCCCACCAGCUCCACUGAGUAAGGAUGCUGCCAUGACAUCUACUGAAUCUUUAUUACAGCCAGAAAUCCGGACCCCACCUGUAGGCAUGAGCCCUCAGAUUAUGAAAAAAUCAAUGUCGUCCAACAAUGGGGAUUUGGAAGAGACGGUUCUCAAUGAAGAUCAGCAGCAAAGCAUUUCUCCAGAAUCCAAGAAGGAGAUUCUGAGCACAACCAUGGUGACUGUGCAGCAGCCAUUGGAGCUGAAUGGAGAAGAUGAGCUUGUGUUCACCCUUGUGGAAGAACUGACCAUUAGUGGUGUCCUUGACAAUGGGCGCCCAACCAGUAUCAUCAGUUUUAACAGUGACUGCUCUGUGCAGGCUUUGGCCUCUGGCUCUAGGCCAGUCAGUAUUAUCAGCAGUAUCUCUGAAGAUCUUGAAUGUUACUCCAGUGCAGCUCCUGUGUCUGAAGUCAGCAUCACACAGUUCCUUCCUCUUCCAAAGUUGAGUCUGGAUGACAAACCCCAGGAUGAUGGCAGCAGGCGCUCAUCCAUCAGCUCGUGGUUGAGCGAAAUGAGCACGGGGAGUGACGGUGAGCAGUCGUGCCACAGCUUUAUAGCCCAGGCGUGCUAUGGGCAUGGGGAAGCAAUGGCAGAGCCCCCUGUCUCCGAGUUUGCAAGCACCAUACAAAGCGCCAGCAUGAUUUGUGUAAGUGACAGACAGAAGUCAGUGGCUGACAACAUGCUUAUACUGUCAGAAAUUGGGGAGGAAGCUUUCAGCAAAGUGCCACCCAUCAAAGGCUGUAAAAUAUCAGCUCUAGGCAAAACUACUGUCACAAUCAAAAACACAGCAAAUCUUAGCAGCUGUGAAGGCUACAUCCCAAUGAAGACGAACAUUACUGUGUAUCCAUGUAUUGCUGUUAAUUCCUUCAAAGCUCAAGACACUGAUGAUGUUGUACCGGCUGGAACUGCAGACCCAAAGGCUGUUCAUCCCCGUGAAGGGAAAGAAUCCAUUGCUAAGAAGGUUAUCAAAUUUGAAGACCCUUGGUUGAAGAGAGAAGAAGAUGUUAAAAAGGACAGCUCUGGGAGCAGUGAUGAGCCAAGGCCUGACAUAGUCAUGGUUUCAGCCAAGCCUGAGCACAGCACAAAACAGUCCUCCACAGACAGGCUUAGCACCAGCAGUGGGGACACCUCUAUUUCCCCAGGAUCUGACAGUCUUAAAAGGAUUGUGGAUGGGUGUGAGGUGGCAACAUCUGGCUCUGCAACCCAAAGCCCUGUUCAUUCCAGUGAUGGCUUGAAGAAUUGUAGCCUCCCUCGAGGGCUCCCAAAGGCAAGCAAGGUGGAGGAAUCUGACAGUCAUCUCCAUCCUACUUCUACUGACAGCACUGGAGUCAGUUCUUCUGCCCUUCCCCAGUUUUCUAAGGCUAGUCUUGACAGGAAAAUAGCCUCUCCCAAACACUGCAUACUCACUCGUCCCAAAGGGACUCCUCCUCUGCCACCUGUGAGAAAGUCAAGCUUGGAUCAGAAGAACAGAGCCAGCCCCCAGCACAGUGCAGCCAGCAGCACCACAAGCAGUCCCUCCAGCCAGCCUGUGUCCUUCCUGGCCAGCUUCCCAGAGGAGCAGAAUGGCAAACAAAAAGGCCCUGGCAUAGAUAGCAGCAUCAACAACAGCAGCAGCAAGCUCUUCAGUGCCAAGCUGGAGCAGCUUGCCAGCAGGACCAACUCCCUAGGGAGGUCCACAGGAAGCCACUAUGAGUGUUUGUCACUGGAAAGAGCCGAAAGUCUGUCCUCUGUGAGCUCCAAAAUGAGCCCUGGCAGAGACACCACCAUGCCUAGGGCUGGAAGGAGCUUCAGCCGCAGUGCCAUGUCCUCACCCACCAACUCGGGCCUUUCCCAGUCGGCAGGUGCCUCCCCAAAAGCCAGCCAGUCAAAGAUCUCUGCUGUCAGCAAGCUUCUUCUGGCAAGUCCCAAGGCCCGCAGCCUCUCUGCCUCUGCCACCAAAACGCUCAGCUUCUCCACCAAGUCUCUGCCUCAGUCUGUAGGGCAGAGCUCCAGUUUGCCCCCAAGUGGGAAGAACAUGUCCUGGUCAAUGCAGUCCCUCAGCAGAAGCCGGGGCUCCAGCCUUGCUUCCAAAUUGCCCCUUCGAGCUGUCAAUGGGCGGAUUUCAGAGCUGCUCCAAGGGAGCACCAGUGCCAGAGGCGUACAGCUGCCGGGAAGCUUGGAGACGGAUGAACGUGGGGGCCUUCCUGGAGACGAGAAGCCAGCUGUUCACAUGCUGCCUUCACCUUACAGCAAGAUCACCCCUCCUCGGAAACCUCACCGCUGCAGCAGCGGCCACGGGAGCGACAACAGCAGCGUCUUGAGCGGGGAGCUGCCCCCUGCCAUGGGGAAAACAGCCCUCUUCUACCACAGCGGGGGCAGCAGCGGCUAUGAGAGCAUGAUGAGGGACAGCGAGGCGACGGGGAGUGCCUCCUCAGCGCAGGACUCCAUGAGCGAGAACAGCAGCUCUGCCAGUGGCAGGUGCCGGAGCCUCAAAACCCCAAAGAAACGAUUAAAUGCAGGCUCACAGAGGAGGAGGCUUAUUCCAGCUUUAUCCCUUGACACUGCCUCCCCAGCAAGGAAGCCUGCCAAUAGCCCCGGGGUCCGCUGGGUGGACGGGCCGCUGCGGAGUGGGCAAAGGGGGCUGGGGGAGCCCUUUGAGAUCAAAGUCUAUGAGAUAGAUGAUGUGGAGAGGCUCCAGAGACGGCGAGGUGGGGACAGCAAGGAGGUGAUAUGUUUCAAUGCCAAGCUGAAAAUCCUCGAGCAUCGCCAGCAGAGAAUCACUGAGGUCAAGGCCAAGUAUGAGUGGUUAAUGAGAGAACUGGAGGUGACCAAACAGUACCUGAUGCUGGAUCCUAACAAGUGGCUCAGUGAAUUUGAUCUGGAGCAGGUAUUUGAGCUGGAUUCCCUGGAAUACUUGGAGGCCCUGGAAUGUGUGACUGAGCGUUUGGAAAACCGUGUCAACUUCUGCAAGGCCCAUCUCAUGAUGAUCACCUGUUUUGACAUCACAUCUAGACGCCGAUAAAGUAUGAACCUCAAGAGAAUUUCAAUGUGCAUCUCUGCCAUCCUCCUUUUCCCUUGCAAACAGCAUCCCAAAGACAAAAGAAAGAGGAUGAAGGUUGGAGUCAAGUCUCAGCUGUGCGUAUGAGAGAUUUGCUAUAUUAUACAGAGGAGUAGUAUUAAAAAAACAAACAGAACAAGCAUGGAAAAUGGAGUGAGAAGGUUGUUGAUACUCUUAGCCUAAAAGAGCACUUUGUGGAACCUUUUAAUGUCUGUAAAUAAGAACUGCUGGCAGAAGACACUUCUUUCGCUGCAUUAGCUGAGGAAGGAGGAAAGGUGGUUGUGGGACUUCCAUUGAGAGGUUCAUUAAAACAAAACCUAUCCAGAAAAACUGAUCAAGUGCCUUGCAAAUCUUUGUUACCCAAACAUUUAUGUUCAUACUUUAUUGUGUACAGAUGGUGCUAGUCAAGAAAAGAAAAAGGAAAAAAAAAAAGCAAAUACACUUUUGAAAUGUAUUUACAGCUUGUUUUUCUCUUGGUGUUUUCUCCUAUUUCAGACUUGCUGUUUCUAAGUAACUUGUGUUUGUAGAGAUAUUUCCUAAUCAGUACAACAUAUAAAUAAAUGUUAACUGUCUUUUCUUGUUACCAGAGUAAGGCCACUCAAAGAGAAAUUCAGCUUUCCCAGAUGACACAAACAUACUUCUAACAGAGAGUAAGGUUUGUUUAAAUGCUUUUCUGUACUCUCUUAUAUAUUGGAGAACACCAUCAUUUUCCCAGCCUUUUAGGUUUUGCAGUGUGUGAGAGAGAAGUGACAUUACUGUGAAGUAAAUAUCUUUUCGAUUUGAUCCAACCCUCAUAACUUGUUUUCUUCUUCAUAUAUGUUUUGCUUUGUACUGGCUGGAGUUAUGAAUGAGGAAGUACUUUUAUCCUAACCCUUUUUUCUGGUGCUAGUAAUGUGCUGGAAAAUUGUCCUCUCGCUAAGGGUUCCCAUGUUCAUCAGUCCAAAAAUGAGUGAUUUAUUCUUUGUUGAGACUAUGAGCGAUCAAAUUUAGCUCUGCCUCUUUACGACACACACCACUGUUCGUCAGCUUCUGAACCCUGGCCCAGUGUGUCCAUACUCACAGAUGUACCUGAGAAGUACAGACUCUGCUCAGCUCAGCACAUCUGGAAAUAAAGAAAAUUAGUAGAUACAGCACUUUAAGCAUGAUGGCUGUGGCAUCCUUUACUAGUCCUGAAGCCAUGGCGAAAUUCACAUUGACAUCAAAAGGACAAGGGUCUGCAGCUCCAUACACAUCCAGUUAUUCUACUAGUUGGCCCCUUUAUCUACAAAACAGUAUGUGGGAAGGAACAUUCUUUGUAUUUCAUAAACAAAUGUACCAAACCUGCAUUUUAAUUACAUAUGAGCAUAAAGAAUUACUUUGUUGAAUUAGGUUUCUUAUUCCUCUAUACUGAAAUAAGCACAUUCACAAAAAUUCCUCUCUCACAUAGAUUUGUGUUACUCUCCUGUUGCCUAUGAGGAAAUAAGAGUCUCUUUCAAUAUACUCAAAAUGCAUCAAUUAACUACUGUAAUUAAGUGCAACUCUUUUUACCUGCACCAUCAUAUCAGUGCUGUCUUACAACACCCCAAGCAGCAAGUCGCAAUGGAAAAAUAAUACUGGUAGAUUUUUUAGUGGUUAGUGAAUGGAAAAGCUUUUUUAAAAGGUAGAAGUAACAUUUGUAUAGUUUUAUUUUAUUUUAGUGCUCUACAACUUUUAAUAACAAAUCUUACUCACUUUAUUACCCUUGUCACUGGAUUUUGUAGAAAAUUCUACUUAAAAUCUAUAGGAUUAUUUGGAAAGAAAAAAAAGUCCUGUGUGAAAGUCACUUUCUAGUCUGUUCCACAGCAAUUUCCUAUAAUGAAAUUUAUAAAUGAAGUAUUAAAAACAUAUCCCUUUUUCUCUCAAAGAAAAAACCACAAACCAACCAACUCUGAAAAUCCUCCCCCCAAACAAUGCAAUUUAACUGGCUUUCUUCUCUUUAUAGCAAUUUCAGUAGCAGUUACUAUGUAUUGGUUCUUUGGAGGCCAUCUCUUCUCUGCAGAGCCCCAUGGAUUGAGUACAGCUGCAGAGAGCCAAGGAAAUCCUCCCUGCACACAGUUCAUGACUUACACAGGAGUGGUGAUGUUUCUAUAAAUCAAGUGGACACAUUUCGGAGCUGUUGUAAAAUACCUAUUGCAUAUAAUAUCCCUCACCCUCAUGAACUCAAUUAUUCAUUGACUCUGGAUUUGGUGCUUCUGUAGAUUAGGAGGCAUUUUUUAUGGUUAGGCAUACCUAACCAUUAUUUUAAAGAGUAAGAGCAUAUGUUCACCCUGUUUAUCAUGAUGGACAAAAAUUGAUCCCUGAAACCAAACUGAUUACACCAAGGAUGAAUUUUGCAUACUAAAACAUAUAUGCUAAUUGAGCAGAAUCACAGUACUUAUAAAUAUUUUAUUCCUGAGGACCUAAUCAGAGUAGCUGUUAACUCCCAUAAUAUACUAGUAUUCAUAUUCUAAAAUCCAUAUGCAUUCUUGACUUUCUGUCAUUUCAUUUCAGAAUUUGCCACUAUGUUUUUGAGAACUGUGAUAGCUUAAUACAAAAUAAGGAAUGAUAAAUUUGUGGAGAUUUGACAUGAUAAAUCUUUUUCUUCUUGAAAACAGCUUUUUACUUCAGAAUUUAUAUUAUUGUAAUUCAAGUAUUUGCAAAACACAUAAAUCAAAGCAUUCAGGACCUUAUUAUCAAAUUGAUGACAGUUUGCAGUAGCCAGCAUUUUAGAGAAGACACAUACACUUCUGCAAGUCACCUAGGAAGUCCCAUUCUUUAAGGCAUUGCCAGCAUAGUGCUGUUUUUAUGCUGAUUUUUUAAAAGGCAUCAUGUUGCCCAAAAUACACAAGAGCAACAUGAAUGUAAUGCCUCAUCAUUUUCACAUUCAGAAAUCAAUCUUAUUUCCCUGGAACAGCUUUAGUAGGGAACAGCACUGUCAAUGUUAUUAGGUUUGAAGGUUAAUUCUUUGUUUGCACGUGUCACAGGAGAUCACAGCUCUUCAUUGUCAGGCUGUGAGAUGACUGUGGAACACCAGCACUGCUCCACAUCCCCACCAGCACCUGGGGCACUUCCUGACAACUCCUGCUCUUGGCAUACACAAACCUUAUUCAUACAAGGGACAGGAGUUGCUCUAUAGCCAUAAAAUCAAGUGUAACCAUAGGCUGGAGACUUGGGCUUCAAGACCAUGGAUUCAGAUGUCUUUGUGCUCUGAAGGGUGUGGGAGAGCCCUAAUUCCUGGUACAUUUGUCACAUGUAUUUUCUUUUGCCAUAUAUGCCUGGCAUUUGCUUCAAAACAAUUCCUUGACAAUUCAUUCAGAACCAAGUAAUCCAAAGUAUUACUUUACAGAAAGACAAGAAAGGAAACUAAUGUUCUCCUUUCUUAGGUUUUCUUCUCAUCUCACCUUCUCUGAUAAAACUGAGGCACAAUUGCAUUAAGAAUCAGAAGAAUUAUGACAGAGUAAACCCAGUCGUGAGGAAAAUAUAUCCACUUGCAAUUUUUUGGGGUAUUUACUGUUAGUAAUAUAGUAGAAGAUCAUACAUGCUACUCUUAUGUAUUUAACACCCCUUCAUUUUGUGUAAGGACACAGGACUAUUGCUGAACAUCUAUCUUCGAUCCAGUCUUAGAAGACCCACUGCCAUAAAUCCUAGCUUCUGAAACUUGCAGGUCCAUAAAAUAGUAACUGGUACCAAGUAAUGGCAUGAUCCUCUGACAUGAUUCUUAGUGAAAGCUGCAUAAAAUGUAUGAAAAGGGAUCAAAGAUACACACUGGCAUUUUUUUCUUUUAUCUCUAAAUGUGGCAAUUAUAGAGGCUGAAAGCUGGGACUGAUGCUGGGAGUAAUACACACCAAAUCCCAUGUUUGCUCACAGGGCAUAGUCAGUCUAUCUUGAAGUGUGGGUUUUACUUUUUCACUUUUUUCAUUUAUCUCAAUAAUAUGGCUUGUCUUAAAGUAGGGACCUGUGGCAUGGAAUUCAAAUGUGAUGACAGCUGAAAAAUACAGACUCUUUUACAAAAAUCACCUUUUACAGAUGUUUGUGAUUUUACUGCAUCUUUUUUAAUGUGCUAAAAAUCAUUAUAGAAACAAAAGUUGUACGUGCACGGAUAAAUACACAUGCACACAGCCU